Hydatigera taeniaeformis is the source of this 321-nucleotide messenger RNA. The record is from the annotation of a GenBank genome assembly. Lineage: Eukaryota; Metazoa; Platyhelminthes; Cestoda; Cyclophyllidea; Taeniidae.
AUGGACAUAUAUGGCGAUCGGAAAGAUGUUGCGUCGAUUUCAAAAGAUGCUCUGUCACUGUUGGAAAAUGGAUUUGCAACGGAACUUCCCAAGCACUUCCAUUGGAUCCGUGUGGGUUCUCGCUCCGUUGAGUUGGGCUGGGAUGUUGGCCCCUUGAGUUAUCUCAAAGCAGACGAAAUGAAGCUAACAGCGAACUACUAUUCAGAAUCUGUCACCUACGUGUAUAAAUCUGUCCCCUUCUCAGAUGGAAAACUUACCCUUGAUGGACUGAAACCCAGCACCUUCUACGAAAUGGUUUUGGAAGUUCUUAAGCACGAUAAG